UCAUCUGCAUCUUUCUUUUGUUGCACGCGUUUUAAGACUAACAACGCGUGUAUAUUUCGCAGUGUUUCAAUUUUAAAAAUAUAUUUUAAAAUUGAACUUGCUCAAGACUUAUUGUGAUUAUUCUAAAUAUUUUUGACGAAUAUGAGACGUCCUAAGAAGUACGAGUCUGGUGAGGCAGCACAGUAUAUAACUCGUAGGGCUGCGCUACGAAAAUUGCAACUAUCUUUGCAUGACUUCCGACGUCUUUGUAUAAUAAAAGGCGUUUAUCCACGUGAACCUAAGCACCGUCGCCGUGCACAGAAAGGAGCCUCUGAUAUUAGAAUUCUUUACCAUGCGAAAGAUAUACGUUUUCUAAUGCACGAACCAAUUGUUUGGACACUGCGUGACUAUAAGAUUUUUGCCAAAAAAACUGGUCGUGAUCGUGCCAUCAAAGAUUUCAGAAAUUUGAAACGUCGGUUAAAACUAUUUCCAGAAUUAAAGCUUGACCACAUUGUUAAAGAGCGAUAUCCAACAUUUAUUGACGCUCUCAAGGAUCUUGAUGAUUGCCUUACACUUCUAUUUCUGUUCAGCACAUUUCCAUCAUUACGUCUUAUACCGCGUGAACAAUCUGCGCUUUGUCGACGCUUGACUAUUGAAUUUUUACACUAUAUUAUUGCUUCCAAGUCGAUGCGAAAAGUUUUUAUCUCAAUAAAAGGUUAUUAUUUCCAAGCAGAAAUUAAGGGACAAAAAGUUACUUGGAUUAUACCACAUUACUAUCCUUUCAAGCCCCACUCGAAGGCUGAAGUUGACUUCAAAGUCAUGUCAAUAUUCGUUGAGUUUUAUACUAUUAUGCUUGGUUUCGUCAAUUUCCGUCUAUAUAAUAGCAUAAACUUAGCCUAUCCGCCUAAAUUUCCUGCUGAAGUACUCAACGAUACAGAGGAAACACUGAAGGAUGAAGCUAGUUUUGUGUCUGAUCGUAUUGCUGCACUAAACUUGGACUUAAUGCGCACAGACAAGUUGCAAGAAGAUGAGGAAGAACAUGAUCUUGAUUUAGAGUUGUUAGAACAAGACGGUGAUUCCAAGCGGAUACUUAAAAUGAAACAGGAAAAUCAGGAAUUAGCACGUUUACGUACGCUUUUCAAAGGUUUAAACGUUUUUAUUAGCCGUGAGGUACCACGCGAACCUUUAGUGGUGUUGUUGCGUUCUUUUGGCGCAAAGGUAUCAUGGGACUCUACAAUUUUUCCUGGUGCUACAUUCCCUGAGACAGACGAAACUAUAACACAUCAAAUUGUAGAUCGACCUAGUUUACCAAAUCAAUAUUUAUCUCGUGACUACAUUCAACCUCAAUGGGUUUUUGAUUGCAUUAAUCAGCGUUCAUUAUUGGCGACGAAUAAAUAUUUUAUGGGAGAAGUACUCCCACCUCAUUUGUCUCCAUUUGUAGAUGCUAAUCGCGAUGAUUAUAUUCCACCUGAAGAAAAAGCAUUACGUGAUCCAAAACUUAUUGAAUCACAUGAACAAAGUGACGCCGAGUCUUCUGAAAAUGAUGCAGACACUGAUGAAGAAGAUCCCGAAAUGGAACAAAAUCGUAUGGAUGCUCAAUUGCAAUUGGCUUACCAAGAGGAAAAGAUUGAGGGUGAACAAUAUGGUAUGGAUAUUGUGAAUGAGGAUGAAAUUGAUGAAGACCCACAAUCCGAUGAGGAUGACGAUGAUAACGAUGAGGCGCCAACAGUAGACGGAAGAGACAAAGAACGACUUAAGGAGAAAAAGAGUAUGGCCGUGCAAUCUGGUAAAGUUUAUAAAGAAAACAAACGCGCUCAACAUCUGAAAGAGGUAGAAGAGCAUCGUCUUAAAGCUCGCAUGGUGAAGCCACGACAUCGCAAUUUGUUCCGUAAGCUGAUACGUGAAAAACAAGAAAAAGAAAAAUCAGAAUGGUUGCUGAAGAAGAAACGACGUGUAAUUGAAGCAGAAGCAAAAGUUAUCAAGAAAGCUGCCAAGAAAUCCGCAAAAAGGAGCCAAGCGACAAAAACGGCGAAAUAAUCUUUGAAGUGUUUGUUGCUAGUUUCAUAUUAAAUAAGUUGUUAUAUUUUACGGAUAAAAUGUAUCUUGAUACUAUUUACAAUAAGUCACAGAAAUAAUACAAAUUUAACAAAUUUAUUAUA
Molecule: messenger RNA, 2138 nt
Organism: Teleopsis dalmanni
Lineage: Eukaryota; Metazoa; Arthropoda; Insecta; Diptera; Diopsidae
Product: pescadillo homolog
Exons: 5
Coding region: 142-2016 (624 amino acids)
Biological process (GO): ribosome biogenesis; maturation of LSU-rRNA from tricistronic rRNA transcript (SSU-rRNA, 5.8S rRNA, LSU-rRNA)
Cellular component (GO): PeBoW complex; nucleolus
Molecular function (GO): RNA binding
Source: RefSeq, a predicted model, not a curated record